AGGGAGUUCUCUGCAACUUCGUCGGAGACGUCGGAGAGCCGGCAGGAGAGAGGCGGCAGGAGAGGGGCGCGUCUAGCCCCAGAGACAAGGAACAGCGGAGAGCCGGAAGGAUCUGGCGGAGGCCGAGGGGUGGACAGACACUCGAAGCAGCGAGACAGAGGCAGCCUGACAGCCCGCGGGGCAUCGUUGCCCCGGAGUGAGACGAAGGGCCGUGUGCUCACAACCUCUUGCACGCUUCUGCUCCGUCGCCGAGCGCCGCUAGCAGUCCCGGAGGUGGGCUCCUGCGCUAUGCCCUCGACGCUGUGGGCGCCUGGGCCUCUGUUUCUCGGGUGUGGGCCGGGAGCCGCCGUUUGAGCCCGUCAAGGAGCGAAGCCAGCUGGAGUUGGGCGCCCGCUUCCAGACCAACUGGCUGAGCACCAUUUCCCGCCUCUGGGCUUAGUUCUCCGCGAUCUUGCGCAGGAGGCUUGGAGAGGGACCCUCACAGCUGCAGAAGUGUCUUUUGAGUCCAGCUCACACGGUGCCUGGCCUGGUGGCGCGGCUCCCUGAGCAGCCCUUUGGCGCCGAGAGGCAGCGGCGUGGGCCGACCUGCAGUCUGGAGCGCCCCGAUGGAAAUACACUGUAAGCACGACCCGUUUGCAUCCAUGCAUAGACAUGGAGGAGUGAAUCAGCUUGGGGGGGUUUUUGUGAAUGGACGGCCACUCCCAGAUGUAGUCCGCCAAAGGAUAGUGGAACUUGCCCAUCAAGGUGUCAGGCCUUGCGACAUCUCCAGGCAGCUUCGGGUCAGCCAUGGUUGUGUCAGCAAAAUUCUUGGCAGGUAUUAUGAAACAGGAAGCAUCAAGCCGGGCGUGAUUGGAGGAUCCAAACCAAAGGUCGCCACUCCCAAAGUGGUGGAAAAAAUCGCUGAGUAUAAACGCCAAAACCCUACCAUGUUUGCCUGGGAGAUCAGGGACCGGCUGUUGGCAGAGCGCGUGUGUGACAAUGACACAGUGCCCAGUGUCAGCUCCAUCAACAGGAUCAUCCGGACUAAAGUACAGCAGCCCCCCAACCAGCCAGUCCCAGCUUCCAGUCACAGCAUAGUGUCUACAGGCUCCGUGACGCAGGUGUCAUCAGUGAGCACAGACUCUGCAGGUUCCUCAUACUCCAUCAGUGGUAUCCUGGGCAUCACAUCCCCCAGUGCCGACACCAACAAGCGCAAGAGAGAUGAAGGUAUCCAGGAGUCUCCAGUGCCAAAUGGCCACUCACUUCCUGGCAGAGACUUCCUCCGGAAGCAGAUGCGGGGAGAUCUGUUCACACAGCAGCAGUUGGAGGUGCUAGACCGCGUGUUUGAGAGACAACACUACUCGGACAUCUUCACCACCACGGAACCCAUCAAGCCAGAGCAGACCACAGAGUAUUCAGCCAUGGCCUCACUGGCUGGAGGCCUGGACGACAUGAAAGCCAACUUGACAAGCCCCACCCCUGCUGACAUUGGAAGCAGUGUGCCAGGGCCACAGACGUACCCCAUCGUUACAGGCCGAGACUUGGCAAGCACGACCCUCCCAGGGUACCCUCCGCACGUCCCCCCCGCUGGACAGGGCAGCUACUCUGCACCGACGCUGACAGGGAUGGUUCCUGGGAGUGAAUUUUCUGGAAGCCCCUACAGCCACCCUCAGUAUUCUUCCUACAAUGAUUCAUGGAGGUUCCCCAACCCAGGACUGCUUGGCUCCCCAUACUAUUACAGUGCUGCAGCCCGAGGAGCCGCGCCGCCUGCUGCAGCUACCGCCUAUGACCGUCACUGACCUUCAGCCACGUGGGCACCAAUUCUUACAACGCAUAUCAAUCCCCGAGACAGACAGAGAGGCCCAACAAUUCCCUCUCCCACCCCAUCCCACACACACUUGAAGCAUCCUCCCUCCAUUUUUCCCCGCCUGAUCCAGGUAGGGCUGUUGGACUUCUGGAUUCUUAUCCAUUUCAAGAGUCAAUUGACCAGCUUCUCCCAGUGGUGAGAGGGUCUCAGCUGUUCUGAAGACCACUGCAGCCAAGCCCGGCCUGCCAGUCCUCCUGACUGUCUGACCAUCUGUGGGUCUCAACCACAGCAGGUCUGGAAAGGAGAGCUAGCUUUCGUUGUUUCACAGCACCCAUGUAAAUACCUUCUUGCUUCUCUGUGGGCCUGAGGGUCUAACAGAGCAGAUUACCCAACCCACAGUGCAUCAUAGGACAUCGUCCACCUCCCACGGAACACUCCUCUCUGCCCCGGUGCCCCGCCAGGUAUCUCAAAGCUGUCUUUGAAACUGACAGUGCCCACCUUGAGGAUGCCUGGCCUCUAGUUCACCCCAGUUCUCUAAUAUCUACAAGGCUCACUGGUGGUCAUGCUGCAAGCUUCCCCUGAGGUUCCUCCCAAGGGGGAUACACUUCGGGGAGACACCAUAGCCUCUUGCCUCCAUUUCCACGGAGCCACUGCAGUGUCAACAGUCCUUUUCUUAGUCAAGGGACUCCAAGAGAACUGUCUGGAACAGCUGCUGUCCUAAAGUAAGAGGUCAUCAUCCAAGUGCUGAUGGAAUUGCAACUCUGAAUGCUAUCUGGAUCAAGAUCGUUGGACCCAGGCCAGGGAAGGGUCUGAGGCUCCCUUGAUCCUCCCGGCCCCUGGAAACAUCAAACUGGGUAUGUUUUCUAAGGCAUGCCUAAGCUCAAAUCAUGUUGUGCAUCAGCCAUGGGCACUUCACAGCUGUCCUUCUGGAACCACAAUUGGAUUCUGGGCAAGCCUGUCCCAGCCAUAGAGACAGUGGCUAACAGAAAGGACCGAUGCCUAUACUAAGGACCAGCACACUCUGCAGGCAUCAGCCAGGACCCCAGCUUCCUCUCGAGCAGCCCUGCCACCCUUGGGGAGCACAGAGUGUGGUGGGCAUGGAGGUGCUGGCAGGGUGGCAGGUGCCCGACUUACACCCACAGGCCAAAUUGCUAAUACAAGGUGUUGAGAUGGAGCUCACUGUGGGAAAGGCAGAGGAAUAUGUAAGGGACAGAAAGGGCUGGGGGAGGGACAGGGAAGCAAUGGGUUUGAGUCUGGGGUGCCCAGUGAUACAAUUUAUUGAUCUGGAACCUCUAUUCUCAACACAGUCCCUCUUGCCAACUCAGAAUACCAGAGGAGAACCGCCAUCUAAACUGAGGCUGAACAUAACAAGCUUUGUGGGACCUCAGACCCCAUACCUCUUCCAGCCUCUGCCGGGCUGGCAGCUGGCUUACCUCACUAUUUUUCCUUCUCUCCCUUCCUCCCAGGGAGCUGAGGCAGUGAUAGAGUCAUCUGGGUCAGGCCCUCACUUUUGAGCGAGCAUAUGGGAUCUUGCUAAUGUCCUGAUUAAGUGUAAAACAGGAAUGGGAACCAAGAAGCCUCAAAAAGAUCUUGUUUAGUUCUGAGAGGAUACUGAGGCCCAGCUUAGGGAAGCCCGGAACCAGACAGCAAGACCAAACAGACGCCCCGAGUGUUUUGUGUAUCAAUUCCUCCCACAGGCUAGUGAGACAGAAGAAGAGUUGAGGUUCAGUAAAGUGGAGUGUCCCUGCUGACUGGCAGAGGCGGGACUGGGACUGAGGCCCCUUCCCACCCAUGGUGAUGGCUGUCACUUCCAUCUACCUGUCUCUUGUGCCUGGAAGAGAAGGUGGCGGUGAAGACGGUAGGAGGUAACAUUUGCCCCAGUUCUCCAGGUCAGGCUUCCAAACUGGUAGAACUGCCAAGGAUCCCUGUCACCAGGCCAGAGGCAAGGCACGUGGCUGGGAAAGCAGGCUUAGUGACUUGCAUUCAACCUCCACUUGUCAGCUGCGGUAGGAGAAGGCUCCGUCCCCAUUGCUUCUCUGUCCCAUGCCACGGCUUGUCUUAUAGCGAUGCUCGCCCUAUGCUCCCCAUGGUUCCAGCUGCAAGACAGCAGCCUCCUUCCCUGUACCAGCCUUCAGUGCGCACACCUUCCUCCCUCAGCAAAGCCACAGUGGCUCCCUCCCCGCCACCUGAUCUUGCCCAUAUAAGCAGCUUGGUCCGUGUGUCUUUCCUCUCUCACCUGAGCUGCUGCUGGGCCUCAGCUUGGAGUCCGUAUUUAUUAGACAACCCCAUGGUUCCUGGGAUGCCAGGCAGGAGCACAAGGACCCACAGGCACAAUGGCUGCUCACGCACACUGCUCUCGCCAGCUCCUGGAGAUGCGGAUGUAUGUGGGUGUUCUCGCAUUUGCACACCUGCUUUCUCCAGCUAGCACUCUCAUUCUGCAGAUGCACAUGCCAGAGAACUCAAAACGGAGUCUGGGGCUUCACCAGUACCGUAGCAGAAGGCCUGGCUAUUCAUUCCUCCAGGGACCUUCGGUCCUGUUUGAACUUCGUGAAAACAGAUCUUUUCACACUGUCUAGCUCCAUCACAAGAACCUGUGAUGCUCCAACAAUCCCUUAGCUAAGGCACCUGCUUAGAGAUUGUGCCUUCAUAACCAGCACCGUACAGUGCUAUGCCAUGUUCCACCAUCCCAUGGGGCAAAGAUCCCAACACCCGAGGCUCACUGUGAAGAUAAGGAUGAAGCGAAUCCUCAGAUCUCUGAGCCACAAUCUUUGCCCACAGAGUUGAUCUCCCAUCAUGAAAUGUAUGACUUGAAGACACCCACCCCUUAACCCUUCAUAAAUCCCCAGAUACACAAUGAGGGAAGAAAGAACAGAGCCCAAAAGCUGGUCCAGUCACAGGAAGGGUCUGGGGACAGGUGGAGUGACACUUUCAACCUUUACCUGAAUUCACAUGAACGCUUACGAGUGUUCACAUGGACCCUUGCCCUGCUGAACCCUGAGGCUCCCAAGACAGUGUGUGCAAGCCCAUGCCACAAUCCCUGGCAGGGCCUAGAUGCAAACCUGCUCUGGCUCACAGAGCACAAGGCAGCAAUCCCAUGAGCCAUCUCCUUUCUCUUUUUUCUGCCCUUUCUACUCUAGGAUAAACUGACAGUUUGCAAGGGUGCCUGGCUAGAGCUUAGUUAGGCUAUACAGAUGCCAGUAUCUGAGGCCAGCCAGGUGGUUUGAAUCCACCUCCCUGGACAGGGUACAAAACAGCAGGGUGUGAUGCAUCCCCAGGUAUUUAGAGCAUGAUUGGCAUCUCAAUAGUGAAAAUACUGUUAGCCAAAAGAAAGAGGGGUCUAUGGGCUGAACCGAGCCCAUCAUCCACCGAUUUGUGAGCCACCGUCUGUUUUCUCUCUCUCUCCUCAUCCUUUCAUUAACGUUUGGAGAAGAUGGGAGGGAGAUAAGAGAUGUGCAAACUGUUUAGAUUUUGGAACUGGUGGUGAGGCGAAAGGAUGUACGUGGUGCAUAUGAGGGGAGCUGUUGGUUUUCUACGUAUGGAGCCCCAGAUGUGGCCACAGGGCAUUGAGGGGUGAAAUCCCUUAAUGAGUCAGGCUUCAGAGUAGCUGCUGUGCCUUUGGCAGCCUUAGCUCCAUCCACCCCCUUGUAGAUGACAUUUCAGCUAGAAUUUAUCUCCAAGUCAUGGAGAGCAAAUCUUAAAAAUAAACCGAGCACUCCCAAACAAAUACAAGGAACAAGCAGCGUAGCAAAGGCAGUUUCCCGAGAGACCCCCUGCACAGGCCAGGCCAGGCCAGGCUAGUAUAGGCGGACCCCAUAAGUCUCUGAGUUAGACCAGCUCCAUGGUGGCCCUGGCCUUGUCACCCAUCUGGAGUCUGCCUGUGAUGGUUUCUAGGCACACAGUGGCGUACCUGGGUAAAUUUAUUCCUUUAGUUCUUCAGCCUCCAAGAGGUCCAAGGCAUGUGCACUUGCCUUGGAAGCAAAAUGCAUGACUGGAGACUUGGACAGUCAGGCCAUGACAUCUUGCCUUCACUCUGCCCUACCCACCAGUGGCCCCUUCAGCCCCUUGGCCCUUAUUGUCCCUAGACCUCAAGAUUCCUUUUUGUAUAUUCAUGAGGGAGCCAUGGAGUUGAACCACACUUCCCUGCUGUCAACUAAGGCUGUUCCUACAGUGGCCAGGUCCCCAAGGGCCAUCUGUAGAGCACAGAGUGAGUCCCUUGCACCAGGGCUGUUCCGAUGCAGGUGCAGCCUCUCCACAGUGAGCUGCAUGCUGGGAGCAGCAGGCUCAUCUUUCUUUGUCUUUGGGAAUUCCUCAGCAAUGAGGCCUAAUUCCCGGACACUUCCAGGACCAGCAGGGAACUCCUACCUGAUCAUUGCCACUCAUAGGUGUCAAUCCAGAAGUUCCUCUUAGCUCAUCUCCAGAUGAAGCUGAACACAGCUACCCUUUAGUACCUCUAGAUUCUUCUGUCCACACCUUAGUCGCCUGAGCAUCACCAAGCUGUUGUUUCUGUCCUCACUGUGGGAAUGGCAUGGCGUGUUGGUGACCUCUCAGUGGGAUCAGGCUCAGCCUGGACAGUGUUGAGCAUGAACCAGAGAGGGGAGCAAGGAGAACAAAUGAAAGAUUAGGGACUUGGCAGUUCUGUGCCCUUCACUGACUCUAAGACCUGACUUUAGGAGACCAACCUGUAGUCUCGCUUGCCCCUUCCUGGUUCUCUCAUCUGCUAAGUUGCACAUGGGGGGUAUGGUUCCCCCAAACUAGCAUGCACUCAGCACAUCCCUCCAUCCCUCGUCUUCUCCAAAAGCACCAUUGGAAACAUGGGAUGAUGGGUUUUUGAUUUACAAAGGGUGCAUUUCACUUAGAGUGGAACAGAAAAGAAACCAUUUAAUGACCCUCUUGUUUCCAAGCAUGAAUACAUUUUAAUGAAACUAUUUUAUUGUAUUUGAGGAAAUGGAGAGUUGAACAUUCCAACCAAUCAAUAACCAAUUAAUUGCUACAGAGUUGAAAAGAAAAUAAACCCCAAAUCUAUUUUAAACAUCCUGAAAAACUCAGAGCCUCAUAGUCAGGCCUUCCUCUCCAUACCAUGUGCACAAGUGCAUGGACAGGUGAAUUCACUCAUGCACACACACACUCACACACACACUCACACACUCACACACACACACUCACACACACAGUCAUACACAAACACACACACAGUCACACACGCUCUCACACACUCACACACACUCAUACACCUGUGUAUCAUACACACACACACACACACUCUCUCUCUCUCUCUCUCUCUCUCUCUCUCUCUCUCUCUCUCUCUCUAAUACUAAGACAGGAAACUCAGAAUUUCUCUGUCUCCGGAUGCCAGUUCUUGCCAUCUCUUUGCCUUUGGUCACAGAAGGUGAGCAGAACAAGCUGCAGCCUGUCCUUGGGCUCGGAGAGGGACAGAGCUGGCCCCCAGGCUGAAGCCACGAGCACAGUGUGGGUGGUGAAGGCCUGCUGUUGCCAGCAUGCUUCUUUUCUACCUGGCUACAGGGUCACCCCCACAGAGGGCACGGGGUGGAAUUUUGAACCCUGCUGGACAAUGUUGCCCUGAUUUGUCACCCUCUAGUGGCCUCCGGACAUUGAGUAUUUGUAGGAAUGCAGAUGACAUUCCGAUGGAACUCUGCCAGAAAGACAUGUGGGUUUUGCUUCUCAUUCUUUUUAGAUGGUUAACACUGUCCUAGGGACUGGCCCAGCAUCAAAGAAAUGCAUAUCUACUGUAUCCGCCAAAGUUUGUGAUGCCUGCAUAGAUGCUUGUUAAAAAAAAUAUACAAAAAAAAACCAACAAAAAAAUUAAAUAAAACCACACAAUUGAAUUGCCUUUGAAAGUGGGAGAUGACCUGUCUCCAACAGAUUGAGAAACAAAAAGCUUCUUAAAAGUGUGUAUGUUUUAUAUUCUUUUUUUCUAGUAGAACUGACUUGAAAUAUUGGUGGGUUUUUUUCUUAGUGAUGUGUGUUGCUUUUGUGUGUGAUAAUAUUUGAAUGUAAUUACAGCAGUGCCAAUUUGCCAAAGAUGUUGGACAUAUUUUUCUUUUGUUGGGGGAAGGGUGGGGCUUUGGGUGGGAUUUGGGAGGACACUGGGAUGGGAAUACUGGUUUAAUUUUUUCUAAACUUUUUUUCUCGUCAAACCUGGGAUUUGUGAUUUUAUUUUAAGUUAAAUGGUUGACUGCAACACCUUUAUUUUAAAUUAGCUGGAGAAACAUGCAAUAAGGUUGGCGUAGUUUCAAUAUCUGUGUAUUUUCAUGAGUGAUUGUUCCUUGUGAAGAAUUGAUUUUAUGUAACCUUUAUGUGAGAUAAUUAUUUGUAAAUAUUUGCCAUAAUUUUAUUGGUUCCUAAAAUAAAAGUAAUUUUUUAAGUUCA
Messenger RNA from Phodopus roborovskii (desert hamster), 8173 nucleotides. RefSeq names its product paired box 5 (gene Pax5). Gene Ontology annotation, molecular function: DNA-binding transcription factor activity, RNA polymerase II-specific; RNA polymerase II cis-regulatory region sequence-specific DNA binding. The record is from RefSeq and is a predicted model, not a curated record. Gene Ontology annotation, biological process: anatomical structure development; regulation of transcription by RNA polymerase II. The transcript is spliced from 10 exons. Bases 606 to 1778 code for a protein of 390 amino acids. NCBI's taxonomy places the organism in Eukaryota, Metazoa, Chordata, Mammalia, Rodentia, Cricetidae.